AACGUAACACCACAGUUUAAUUAGACUGUGGUAAUAUGUAACACUACUGAUAGUAUUGGCAUCCAUGGAUUUCAAGAUGUCAGUGUUGCCACUUUAUUUUGUGUUUGUGAAAUGCGUGUGGCAAACAACAAUGCAGUCCAGUUUUUUGUGGAUUACCAAUUAUGUGCUUAACAGUUAUUCUCAAAUAACAAAAUGAGGAAAAGAAAUUAUGGAGCCGGAUUACGAGUGGAUUAUGACAACAGUGCAGCCCGAUCCAGAUUUACACGCAUCUUGCACUUAUUCACAUAAAAAAAGAUCUGGUCGAAUCAAAAAACAGCGUCAUACGAAGUGUGGUAAAUGUCAGGGUAUUACAUGAUGGCCAAAAUUGAUGGAGCAGGUCUUGGAUAUUCAUAUCAUCUGCCUUCAGCUGGAUGGGGAUUAAAAAUCCGCAGUACGUUAUCACAAUUUAGUGACCUGUUCAGUGAGUUCAAUCGAUACAUUGCUCCAGCAUACCAUCAUGACCGGUGUGAAAGGUCAGUUCAGAUGCGACUGUAUUCUAUGCACAAGAGGGAAUUUGUCAUGGUAUUCCUCGCAUUCUUUGCAUGUUUUGGACUUGGGGUCUUCAUUGGUUUGGCAGGACCACCAAUUACGAGUACAACAGAAGAAAGAGUUCGUCUGAAUGCAAGUGACUCAGCAAAUCGAGCUUUCAUUAUGAGGAGUCCUGCAAUGACUACGUACAGCCAACAGUUAUGGGUUAUUGCCAAGGUGUCCACUGAAAACACUGACGAUGAGACUUUUGACAAGACAUUCCAUGUCAGUGUUUCUAUUGAAGGUUUAACUGCAGACCAUAAACCCGUCACCAUACUACACAGUGACAGGGCGCACAACAGAACACGCCAUCUGAAAUGUAAGCGGCAGGACUGUGAAGAAUUCAUUGUCCUGCAUCUUGGAUUUCUUGACUAUACACAUUACAUCCUCACCAUCCAUUUCUAUGGCCUUGAAAGUUUUCAUCAGCGGUACACAAUCCGUGAUGUAACAUUCUAUUUCAAGAGCUACAAUCCUGCCUUCACUCAGAUUGAAAUCUGGUUCCGUUUUAUUUUCUUACUUAUUACAUUUGCUGUCACAUGUUGGUUUGCUCAUUCUCUUCGGGCAUUCCCAGUCUUUGAUUGGUCGAUAGAACAGAAAUGGAUGUCAAUUCUUCUGCCCCUUCUGUUGUUUUAUAAUGAUCCCAUUUUUCCUAUGACAUUCUUAGUCAAUUCCUGGUUACCAGGAAUGCUGGAUGCUGUUCUACAGGCUAGUUUCCUGUGUGCAUUGCUGCUUUUCUGGCUGUGUAUGUACCAUGGCCUCAGGCAGAAUGAACGACGACUUCUAACAUUCUAUUUUCCAAAAAUGGUAAUAGUUGGUAUGUUGUGGUUCUCAGCCAUUACUAUGGCCACGUGGCAAAAGAUAAAUGAAGUACAAGAUCCAACGUACAGUUACAAGUUGGAUACUAGCCACUUUUAUGGUUUCAAGGUUUUUUUCUUCAUAGCAUGUGGUGUCUAUUUACUGUACCUGGUGUGCCUCAUAUUGAGGGCAUACAGUGAACUCCGUGCCAUGCCUUAUUUUGAUAUGCGGCUCAAAUUUUUGACAUUGUUGAUGCUUAUUGUCUUGGCAGUAAGUCUUACAAUAACUGUACUUAGAUUUGGGGUUGGUAUACUGGAAGAUAAUUUUGUCGCAGAAUUAUCUACCAACUACAAGAAUUCUGCAGAAUUUAUGUCAUUUUAUGGCCUCCUCAAUUUCUAUUUGUAUACAAUGGCAUAUGUGUAUUCUCCUUCAAAAGGAACAAUAUUUGAAUCUCCCAUUACCAAAGAUAAUCCAGCAUUUUCCAUGAUAAAUGACUCUGAUGAGGAUGUUAUUUAUGGAUCUGAUGAGGAAAGUAGAAGACCACUUAAUCGUUGCAGAAAUGAUGAUGACAGUGAUUGAUUGAGAAUUUUUUUACUGCUAUUUGAUUAUUACCUGAGGACUCUUGUAUUAAAUAAAUUGUUUUUAUCUAAAACAAAUACUAAUGUAGUUUAUGUGUUAUUUUUCUAAUCCCUCCAUAUCAAAAAAGGGUAUCUCAAUGGUUUAUACUGUUAAACACUGAUACAGCUUUGUCUUGUGGUGUAUUUUAAAGUAAAAUUUCCUUGUACAAAAAUGAGAUUAAGGUAGAAGACUUGUUUUACAAAACAUGCAGGACUGUUGUUAAAAACUUACAAUUGUGUAACUGAGCAACUUCUUUUCUUUGCUGACUGUGAACCUCCAAGCACUGUUGAAACUUAGCAUCUUCAUGGAAAGGCUCUCCAAAAUAAACAUUAAAGUCUUUUGAUUUUUA
Schistocerca gregaria is the source of this 2329-nucleotide messenger RNA. Its product is annotated as transmembrane protein 181. The coding region runs from base 337 to 1941 and encodes 534 amino acids. NCBI's taxonomy places the organism in Eukaryota, Metazoa, Arthropoda, Insecta, Orthoptera, Acrididae. Gene Ontology annotation, molecular function: toxic substance binding. The record is from RefSeq and is a predicted model, not a curated record. The transcript is spliced from 13 exons.